Opisthorchis viverrini is the source of this 376-nucleotide messenger RNA. RefSeq lists its product as hypothetical. The record is from RefSeq and is a predicted model, not a curated record. Lineage: Eukaryota; Metazoa; Platyhelminthes; Trematoda; Opisthorchiida; Opisthorchiidae. The coding region runs from base 31 to 255 and encodes 74 amino acids. Gene Ontology annotation, molecular function: calcium ion binding. The transcript has 2 exons.
UGCUAACUGAGUGCUGCACUCGACUACGAAAUGGACAAAAGCAUCAAAGAGGAGGUAGAUGCAAUGUUCAAUGAGCUUGACACCGAUCGGAACGGAAAAAUCAGCCUUGAUGAAUUGAAAGCGAAACUGGAAGAGAUGCAUGGUGGGUCAGUGUCCCGGGCGGCGGUGGAAGAAUUCAUGAAGGUGCACGAUGCUGAUGGGGAUAAGACCUGGUCCAAGACGGAGUUGGCAGCAUUUUUGAAGGCGCAUCAAUAGAAACAACCGUAUUUCGCUUUUCCAAUUUAUAAUAAAGCAUCUGCUUAUCGAUGUUGUUUCCGUUUGCUCAUGUUGUUUAUCACAUAAAAGUUUCAUUGACAAGAAAUACAUUGAUUAUUUC